UUUGCGCAACAAGCAAGCUGUCAGUACUGCGCACGCACAGUAAUCUAGUGUGCGUUGAACACGUUUCUUGUUCAGACGACCGUUAGCUACAUUUUUUUUUUUUACUUUAACAAAGAUUUUAGCCACAUUAUGACUCUCAGGUGAUAGUCAAAGAUUCCAGGUGGUUCUGGGAGUCCAGGUUGGUGUCGAGAGAGAGAGACAGCACUAUCGCAGAAGUAAGAGGGCUGCCUCGGGCCUCUGUGCCCUUGGUUUGAAGCAGGGCUGCUGUGUACUGGAGGCUGGUGUCAGGACUGCACUGCAGGAUGGAGAAGGAUGACCUGAAGAUUGUGAACAAGGGGCUGGAGGAUGAGAUGGAGAUCUUGGGGUAUAAGCCAUGCCGCUGGAAGAUGGCUCUGGUGGGUGUAGGGGUGCUGGCCACGGGGGGCUUCCUGCUGCUGCUGCUCUACUGGAUGCCUGAGUGGUGUGUGAAGAGCACCUGCACCCGGACCACCAUCAGAGAGGCCGAGAUGGUGCUGCUCAGAUCCACUGAUGAGUUUAAACGCUGGUUCCUCGCGAAGGUACGGGUGAUGCUGGCCCCAGGGAGGAACCCAUUCGACAGCCUGGAUUCCCAGACCACCCCAACUGUGGCCAAUGGCCACACCCCCCACCCCUCCGACAGCCCCCCAGAGGACCUCAUCAGGAAGUAUGCAGAGUACCAGCCCGUGCAGAUUCGUUACUUUACACUCCACAGCACAAAGUACUACUGGAAUGAUGCCAUCCAGAAUUUCGAAGUAUUAAUGGGCUUAGAGGACCUUGGAGUGACCUGCUCCUCUGUCCAUUCUGACCACAGCGCAGGCCUGACCAGAAACCUGCAAGACUACAGGAGACUGUUUUUUGGAGUGAAUGAAAUUGCAGUGAAAGUGCCUUCAGUAUUCAAGCUGCUAAUUAAAGAGGUCCUGAACCCUUUCUACAUCUUCCAGCUCUUCAGUGUUAUUCUUUGGAGCGCUGACGAAUACUACUACUACGCCGUGGCCAUUGUCUUCAUGUCCGUCAUAUCGAUAGCUACCUCUUUGUACACCAUCAAAAAGCAAUAUGUUAUGCUGCACGACAUGGUGUCAGCCCACAGCAUUGUACGAGUGUCUGUCUGCAGAGCCAACAAUGAGAUAGAGGAGGCCAUGUCCACCGACCUGGUCCCCGGCGACGUCAUGGUCAUUCCAACCAAUGGGACCAUCAUGCCCUGUGACGCCGUGCUGAUCAGCGGCACGUGCAUCGUCAAUGAGAGCAUGCUCACAGGUGAGAGUGUGCCCGUCACCAAGACCAACUUGCCCAAUCUGGGGCACAUUGUGAAGGGGGCAGAGGGUGAUUCUGUCUACAGCAUGGAGGAGCACAAAAGGCACACACUCUUCUGUGGCACCAAUGUCAUCCAGACGCGAUUCUACUCAGGGGAGCUGGUCAAGGCCGUGGUGGUCAGGACAGGCUUCAGUACUGCUAAGGGACAGCUGGUGCGCUCCAUCCUGUACCCCAAACCCACCGACUUCAAGCUGUACCGUGACGCGUACCUCUUCCUGCUGUGCCUGGUGGCCGUGGCAGGGGUUGGCUUCGUCUACUCCAUUGUCCUCAGCGUCAUGAAUAAGGUGCCGGCCAAAACCAUCAUCAUCGAGUCGCUGGACAUCAUCACCAUCACAGUGCCCCCCGCCCUGCCGGCCGCCAUGACGGCGGGCAUCGUCUAUGCCCAGCGCCGCCUCAAGCGCAUCGGCAUCUUCUGCAUCAGCCCGCAGAGGAUCAACAUCUGCGGCCAGCUCAACUUGGUGUGCUUUGACAAGACUGGCACACUCACUGAGGAUGGACUGGACCUGUGGGGAAUCCAGCGGGUGGAGAGCGGCAGGUUCCGCCUCUCGGAGGAGAAUGCCUACAAGGAGUCCCUGGUUAAGUCCCAGUUUGUGGCCUGCAUGGCCACGUGCCAUUCACUGACCAAGAUUGAGGGGCAGCUGUCUGGUGACCCUCUUGACCUCAAGAUGUUCGAGGCCACGGGCUGGAUCCUGGAGGAGGCCACAGAGGAAGAGACAUCUCUCCACAACCGCAUCAUGCCUACCGUAGUGCGGCCGCCCAAGCAGCUGCUCCCGGAGCCUGCCGCGUCCCCCGAGCAGGACAUGGAGCUGUAUGAGCUGUCGGCGUCCUAUGAGAUCGGGAUCGUGCGCCAGUUCCCCUUCUCCUCAGCACUGCAGAGGAUGAGCGUGGUGGCUCGUCUGCUGGGGGAGAAGCGCAUGGAUGCCUACCUCAAGGGGGCGCCGGAGGUGGUGGCCAGCCUCUGCAAACAGGAAACGGUACCGGAGAACUUCUCUGAGGUUCUGGAAGACUACACCAAGCAGGGCUUUCGAGUCAUCGCCCUGGCCCACCGCCGACUGGAGUCCAAACUCACCUGGCACAAAGUGCAGAAUGUCAACAGGGACCACAUUGAGACCAACAUGGAAUUCUUGGGGCUGAUCAUCAUGCAGAACAAACUGAAAGCGGAGACUCCAGGGGUGCUGGAAGACCUCAGGCGAGCCAAUAUCCGCACCGUGAUGGUCACCGGGGACAACAUGCUCACAGCGAUAUCAGUGGCACGAGACUGUGGGAUGAUCCCCCCACAAGACCGAGUCAUUAUUGCAGAUGCUCUACCUCCCAAAGAUGGCCAGGCAGCCAAGAUCAACUGGCGCUAUGCAGAUAACCCCAUCAAACAAGCCAACAAGAGUGCCCACCUUGAGGAAGUGGAGAUCAGCUUUGAGGAGGUCGACCCCCGGGAGGAGCCCAAACUGCAGGAGCAGUAUCACUUUGCCAUGAGUGGGAAGUCCUUCGCUGUGAUCACAGAGCACUUCCAGGAUCUGGUCCAGAAGCUGGUUCUUCAUGGCACCGUAUUUGCCAGGAUGGCCCCAGAUCAGAAGACUCAGCUGGUGGAGGCACUGCAGAGUGUAGAUUAUUUUGUGGGGAUGUGUGGUGAUGGAGCCAACGACUGUGGUGCCCUAAAGAGAGCACAUAGUGGGAUUUCCCUGUCAGAGCUAGAGGCCUCAGUGGCCUCCCCCUUCACUUCACGGACCCCCAACAUCUCCUGUGUGCCCAGUCUGAUCAGGGAGGGGCGCGCGGCCCUCAUCACGUCUUUCUGCGUGUUCAAGUUCAUGGCCCUGUACAGCAUCAUCCAGUACAUCAGUGUGACUCUCCUUUACUCUAUCCUGAGUAACCUGGGAGACUUCCAGUUCCUCUUCAUUGACAUUGCCAUCAUUCUGCUCAUUGUCUUCACAAUGAGUCUCAAUCCUGCCUGGAAGGAGCUGGUGCCCCGCCGGCCGCCCUCAGGCCUCAUCUCGGGGCCCCUGCUCUUCUCUGUGCUCACCCAGAUCCUCAUCUGCCUGGGUUUCCAGACCCUCUCCUUCCUCUGGGUCCGGAACCAGAGCUGGUACGAAAUGUGGACGCCCAUCUCUGAUGUCUGCAGCAUAUCCUCCAAUACUACUUCCUCCGCUCAUGAUAAUGAAACCGAACUCGACGACCACAACAUUAAAAACUACGAAAACACUACCCUGUUCUACGUGUCAUCCUUCCAAUAUCUCAUCGUCGCCAUCGUGUUCUCCAAGGGGAAGCCUUUCCGCCAGCCAAGUUACAAAAACUGGCCAUUCUUGCUGUCUGCGUUCAGCCUGUAUGUCUUCCUGUUCUUUAUCAUGCUUCAUCCGGUCUCUGCCAUUGAUGAAUUUUUGGAGAUUGUGUGCGUUCCUUUUGAGUGGCGCCUCCGAAUGGUCAUCAUCAUCAUAGGUAACGCUGCUGUCUCUGUCCUCAUGGAGACCCUCAUCCUUGACAUCGUCUUAUGGAAGCUUGUGUUCAGCCGAGACAAGCAGGGCGCCUAUGGGGCCACCUCUGCCGCCCAGACACCUCAGACGGGCAUUGACCUGUGGGGGUCCAAAUGCCUUUCCUGGCUAUGCUGCCGAAGGAGGAAGAGCCCGAAAGCACGCUACAUGCACCUGGCCCAGGAGCUGCGGGUCGACCCUGACUGGCCCCCCAAACCCAAGACCACCACUGAGGCCAAAGCGCCCCCCUGUCCCGAGAAUGGCUCAUACCAAAUCAUGUCCGCCUCGUAGUGUCCCCCACCCCCACCACCACCCCUCUUAUCUGGGCAGACAUUACCAAAAAGGAAAACAAAAAAAGAUACUUCAGCGAAGAGACUUGAAACUGAAAGGUUGUGUGAUGAUCAAAAGGGUUGUGUGUGUUAAGCACAGAGGCACGUGGUGUCUACAGGUUGGACGGCUAGCCCUGUUCCCAGCACGGCCCCAGGGACACGCGGGCCAUGAAGAGCGUGCUCUGCUCAGCCCCUCCUGUCUCAUUGCUGCUGUAAUCCCUCACACUGUAAAGCUGCAGGGCUGUCGCACUCACAUGCUGGGAACUGCGUGAUCGCUUGUUCUGGCGCAGAUGUAUGUGUUCUGCAACGUGAUUGCUUUUUAAUAUAGGAAGAUGCCCAAAGCUGAAAAAGAAAAAUAGUCUAGAGUAUGUAUAUGCUCUUUUCCCUCAGUCAAUUCAAAAGCAUCAUUGGAAGUUAAAGGUGACGUUAAACUGUGGGGAAACAUGAGCCCGGCUACCAGUAAUGUAAAAAAAACUUGCAAAGCCACUGUAAUACUGUUGUGUCCCGUGACUGCAACAUUGCAGAAACGUCAUUAAAAUGUUUUAUGCUAUGUCUCCCAAUGGCCAGAAGCUGUGCACCAUCACAGCUAUCAGUCACUGCACUCAGAACCACCGCUGAUGCUACGAGAUUACAGCACACUGUGGCUCACAUGACCUCUGCAGCCCGUUUUUUAAAAAGUAUGUAAUUGUAACCCUUCUUUUUUUUCUAUUUCUUCCCAUGGAAGAACAAUAGAGGUAUGAUGAUCGCAAAGGGCCAAAGCAUUGCCGUGCUCUUUCAACGGUUUCAACAGGCAGCCAUUGCUGGGGACGCGGUAGAUCGGGGCGGGGCGGUUCCGUCAGGCAGUGUGCGGAGAUACCGAAGGAUGUCAGCGAAGGUUGCGGCAUGCGGAGGGCGCAGAUGGGCAGAGGGCGAGCACCAUUCACGGGGCCGUCAAAAGGGCUAAAUAUCCGCUGUGGUCCUGCGCAGGCUUGCAGACACACGGCUCCUGCGCACUUGACUAGUCCGCCGAAUCCGCUCCUUGUAUUUACUUGCAUUGCAUGCUCCAUAUGCAGUGUGGGCAGCUUCAUGUAACUUUCCUCCAGCGGCAUGCUGCGUCAAGUAUCUACAAGCCUAAGCCUUGACCUAGUCUCUCAUAGAACUCAACUUUGUGAAAUCAGCCCUCUUCUUGUGUUGCCAUUGAUCAUUGUAUAUCACAUAACCAUCUGGUUGUCAUUUGUGCUCAUCAAAAGUUAGUCAUAUUCCGUUUUAAAGUCUUUGAUCCAUUUCCCAACUGUCAGAUUAAGACAUAGUAUUCUAAAUCAAAUUCAGAGUAAUUAUUAUAUCCUGUAUUUUAAUGAGGUGUCACUAAAAUAUGCAAAUCAGUCACCGAUCACUGGUAUUGGUGUGUGACUGAAAGUAAUGUGUUUAUUCUUUUCCUCAAUGAAUAUGACUAAUUUAUUUAGGUUUAUUCAGUUGUGUUAAUUGUGCAGUUGGUCACUUUUGGUGACAUUUCAUUCACUGUUUCACUGACAUCUCAGCACCCUCUUCCACAGUUUGGUUCUGUAAAAGUUUUAUAUGUAUGUACUGGAAUAAUCUAUUGUUCCAAGUAGCUACUUGAAAAACAGCAACUGAAUAAAACCAUUAGAAAAAUCUACAAUCAUUUUAAUGUUACGGUUAUCAAAAAAGCAGAGGGCCUUUAAACAUAUGCUUUAUGUUGUUUUUGUCUGCAAAUUUUAAUGACAUAAACCAAGUUUCAGAUUAUGUAUUUACUAUUGGCGCAGUUCUUUUUUUGUCUGAAGUAAUCAACAAUUCAAGAUUGAAAGUGCCAGUAAAGUACUACAAGAUGAAGCAAAUUCUGAAUACAAUUCACAGAACAAUGUUCAGAUACUGAGCAGUAGAAAAGGCUGUGGAGGAUAUGUGUAUUUUGCCUCUCCCAUCACCACUGUCACCAUCUGUCUGAAUCUGUGGACUACACACCAGAUCUGAACACAGUUAUACUUUUCUUGACGUCAUAUAUAUAUGUUUGUGUGUGAGUCAGUCAAUUUGUCAAAAUCCAGUGGUGCCUUGACUUAUGUUUAAAAUGGCGUGUACUGUUUUUUUUUUCCCCUCUUUCUUUCACAUGGCUUAGGGCACACUGAUGUUUGAUACCUGAUUUCCUUUGAAGUGAGCUGUAGUUGUGGGCUGUAGUUGUAAUUUUAUUCUGAUAAUGCAACUGUGCAUUAAAUUCAUUUCACCUUUUUGAAGUUACUCUUGUUUUAGCCUUCACCUAUAAACAAGGAAUGAUACUUGCAAAGUGUGUGUGUGUAUGUGUGUAUGUGUGUAUGUAUGUGUAUGUGUGUGUGUGUGUGUGUGUGUGUGUGUGUGAGAGAGAGAGAGAUGGUUUUGUAGAUUCCCCAAGGAUAUCUUGAAAACAUUUCAGUUUCUGCUCUGUAACGUGGAGAAAAGGAGAGCUGUAGAGGAUAGACAUAAUAAGGUUCUUAAGACAUUACAAAACUGUCAUAAUUGAAUGAUUUCUCAUUGCCCAAUGGUCUAUUUAUAACCUUUAUAGUAACCCCAUGUCGUGGGGUAGAAUAUUUCAGUAUGUUAAUGUCAAUGGUAUUAGAAUUUUGAUUCUGUCUGUAUAUGUUUGAGAUGUACAUUUACCCAAUGUGUUACAGUUAGCUCUAAAAUGUUGAUACUGCAUUGUUAAAUAAAUGUGUAAGAUAUCUGAAUUUACUUUCUUGUUUUAUUUUUGUAAGGGCAGUAGUUUAUGUUUUAAUUUUCUUUUGGUACUGUUUGGUUGUAGUUUGUUGCAAUCAAACACCUAUUCAUUUUUGUGCUUUCUAGAUUCAUUUAGUGUGUUAUUUCUAUAAAUGUUACAGAACACAAGGCUAGAAGAAUGCAUAUUAUAUGUAUAUCCUGGUUUUGAAGGGAGGCUUCAUGGGGUAUUUAUAAGAUAAUUUGUGCAGUAAAUGUCACUGAAAAUUUUCAAAUCGAGAUGCAUCUGUGAUGGGAGGUAAACAAUAGCUGAUAUUUAUUAAAAUAUUUUAAGAAAUGUGUCAAAUUAGCAUUGUUUCUCAUCCAUUCAAUGUAUGACUUUUGGGGAGUUACCUUGGCAGAUGUCAUUGUUACCAGGCUUUCAUUCCAGCCCAGCUCAUAACCACUGAACUAACGAUUGUCCUGUAGUAGCUACUCUUCCUGUUCCUGAGACUGCUGUUGCUCAAUGACGGCUGCUAAAAUUGCUGGAUUUAGGCCCUCGAGACCAGGAGUAACCCUGAUGUAAUUGAAUCCUUGUUGCAGGGAAUCUCGAUGAAUGCUACAAGGGAUAGUACUGAAGCAAUUCAAAACCGCCUGCCAAACUAAGAACUUAUUCUGGUCAGGCAUUCUCAAGUUUGGACUAACAAUAUUGUAUAUAGCUUUUGCAAAAGAUGUCAUAAAACAGUGCUUUUGGGUUUGGGAGAGUAAAUGAAAGUAAUUGUAUAUGGUUGCUGUUUUUGGACAGUGUAAUCAUGUGGUCUGAUUAAAUACUUCAUAGGCUGUAGACUACAUAAUGCUGGGGAUGUUUUACCUGUUUACUGUCUUUCAUAUAGAAGGGACUGUUGCUGUAAGAGGAAAACUAGUCAGUACAUCUGUUUAUCAGCUGCACCUUCACAUUUUUUAACCCAACUGAUCACCUUUAAAGUGCAGAUGGGGACUUCUAAUAGUUUUACUUUAGGACUAAUGGUUUGAGUUCUUGCCUUUGAGAUGUGGUGGGCUUGGAUAAACGUUGCAUCCCUUUACAGAUUUGAACACUGUUCAUUGAAAGGUACAGUAUGUGAAACAAUUGAUAUCCCACUCAGAAAUCAUCAUUGUAAUUAAAUUCUGCUGAGAGCAUUUAACGAGAACUUCAGAAGGAGUUAGGCUUGGCUGCAAAAAUAGGUCAGCAUUGGGUCUUUAAAACUUCUUUUGGUUUUGUUUCCUCAGGGAAAU
Molecule: messenger RNA, 8044 nt
Organism: Megalops cyprinoides (Indo-Pacific tarpon)
Lineage: Eukaryota; Metazoa; Chordata; Actinopteri; Elopiformes; Megalopidae
Gene: atp13a3
Product: ATPase 13A3
Exons: 34
Coding region: 303-4079 (1258 amino acids)
Biological process (GO): polyamine transmembrane transport; intracellular calcium ion homeostasis
Cellular component (GO): late endosome membrane
Molecular function (GO): ATP binding; polyamine transmembrane transporter activity; P-type ion transporter activity
Source: RefSeq, a predicted model, not a curated record